CUCUCUUUUAUCAAUGCUCCUUUACCUCUUACCCUUAAUACAAAACAAAUUCUCUCUCUCUCUCUCUUUCUUUCUUUAUUUCUUCCUUCUUCUUCUUCCCUUCCUUCCUUUUCUCUGUUUGUAAAAUUUUCUGAAAUUCUCAGACCUGGUGCAGAAAGUUUUGUGUCUCGGAUCCCUAUAUACUCUUCUCUCUCUUUCUUCUUCAUUUCACACCAUUAACGAGAAAACUGACUCUUCUCUAUCAACAUAUUCAUUCAAAACUAAAUCCCAACAAACCCUUUUUUUUUUCUUCUUCUUCUUCUUCUUCUUCUUCUUCAAUCACCAAUUUCACUAUUUGGGCUCACUCAUUUCUUCUUUUUUCCUUCUUUACUUUCUAAUUUACCUUUUUCUACACAACCCCUUUUUGCUUUUUUCUGCUAAUUUUAACUUGGGUUUUUCGAGGGGUUCAUUUGAAAUGCAAGAACCUGGGUUGGGAAUGAUGACUGCUGCAGGUGGGUCUAGUGGUGGCUUAAGCGGCGACGUUUCGGUUUCCGGCGAGGGAGUUCAUAACAGUCAACUGAAAGCGGAGAUUGCUACUCAUCCACUUUAUGAGCAGCUUCUUUCAGCUCAUGUUGCUUGUCUUCGUGUUGCUACUCCGAUUGAUCAGCUUCCGAUGAUCGAUGCCCAGCUUUCUCAAUCCCACCAUAUUUUGCGCUCUUAUGCUUCUUCUCAACAGCAUCACCAAAAUGCUCAUUCCUUAACGCCUCACGAGCGACAAGAGCUUGACAAUUUUCUGGCACAGUAUAUGAUCGUUUUGUGUUCUUUCAAAGAGCAGCUUCAACAACAUGUGAGAGUCCACGCAGUUGAAGCUGUUAUGGCUUGCCGUGAAAUUGAAAACACUCUACAAGCUCUUACAGGAGUAAGCCUUGGUGAAGGAACCGGUGCAACAAUGUCGGACGACGAAGACGACAUUCCGAUGGACUUUUCGCUCGAUCAAUCUGGAGCCGACGCACACGACAUGAUGGGAUUCGGACCACUGCUACCAACUGAAUCCGAAAGGUCGCUGAUGGAGAGGGUCCGCCAAGAACUGAAGAUUGAGCUGAAACAGGGUUUCAAGUCAAGAAUUGAAGAUGUGAGAGAGGAAAUAUUGAGAAAGAGAAGGGCAGGGAAGUUACCUGGGGAUACAACAACAGUUUUGAAAAACUGGUGGCAGCAACAUUCUAAAUGGCCAUACCCAACUGAAGACGAUAAGGCUAAGCUAGUGGAGGAGACAGGUUUGCAGCUGAAACAAAUAAACAAUUGGUUCAUCAACCAAAGGAAGAGAAACUGGCACAGCAACUCUCAGUCAGUGACAUCUUUGAAGUCCAAGCGCAAGAGAUAAAAAGAAGAGACAGAAAAUUUUUCAUCCAAUUAUAAUAUGAAAUAUGUUGUAGCUUUUGGUAAAAGGUUAUGCUGACAGAGAGAGUAACAAAAACAUGAGAUUAAGCUUACUGUAAAAUGAGGUUAGAGAAUUAAGGAUAUUGUGACAGAGAUUUGAUUAACAUGUCUUUUCUUUAAGGUUGUAAAUUGUUGGCUUUCUUUAAUACAUCAAAUUCUACAUUUCUUGCCUUUCA
This is a messenger RNA of Cucumis sativus (cucumber), 1592 nucleotides long. RefSeq names its product homeobox protein knotted-1-like 7. Gene Ontology annotation, cellular component: nucleus. Gene Ontology annotation, biological process: regulation of DNA-templated transcription. Gene Ontology annotation, molecular function: DNA binding. NCBI's taxonomy places the organism in Eukaryota, Viridiplantae, Streptophyta, Magnoliopsida, Cucurbitales, Cucurbitaceae. The coding region runs from base 455 to 1360 and encodes 301 amino acids. The transcript is spliced from 5 exons. The record is from RefSeq and is a predicted model, not a curated record.